CUCCCGUGUUCCUCAUUUCCCAUUCCAAUGGUUUUGGUUCAUAUCCUGUACCUUGGACACCCUGGGAGAGCAGCAUUUUUUCAGUCUGGUGUCAUAAGCAAGGACUUUGACAGUGGUGGGGCAGAGCUCAAGAGGUGCUGAUAACAAGCUGGGCCUUCUGUGUUCACCACUGAGCAGGAAGAGGGCCUGAAAGCCUAGCCCACAGGGGACUGGCACGAGGCUUUGCCAGCUCUGGCCUUAGCUAAGAAAGCAAGAACCUUGAAAGUUCCUGAAGUUCCUUUCUUCCUGCCUCCCCCCACUGAGAAUCCGGAGGUGUACUCUGAAACCAAACUAAGUCCCUGUCACCUGAGGAAAGAGUGAUUGCGCUUUUUUCGUCUUCCCGUGAAGGGAGUCCUGGGAGGAAUAUGCCUCCCUGAGAAAGUUGGCGAGAGCUCUGUGCAGACCAAAGCAACCACCCUCGCCGCCCAGGACCCGCCUUAGAAAGAGCGGUUGCUGCCUGCUGGGGGGCCCCACCCACCUUUCUCCUGCAGCUAAAAUCUUGCCAGCUGGGUGAGGGUAGGCCAGGGAAGGCUCUGGGCUAAGGGUGGGACGAACCCUCAGGGCCAAGGCUGGGAAAAGGAGAGGGGGAGGUGGCAGGACUGAAAUUCAGGUGACUAUAGACAAACGAACAUAUGGGGGAGCUGUGGCUCCGGCACUGGCCAGAGACCCUGGAGUCCUCAGGCCCGGGCUGGGGGCCGAACCUGCUGAGCCAGGCCGCCCCCUCUCCCACACCUACUCCUUGCACCUGGAGUCCGACCUAUCGGCUCGCGUCUCCGCCUCCUUGGCUUCACAAUCUCGCGGCUUGUCCCAACCGUCCCGGACCCAGUACUCGGCUGCGAGCGGACCACGCCGUCCUUGCUGGGCUCUGGAAGGCGCCCCGGAAGCCAUGGAGGUGCUGGUCCUGGCCGGAUACCGCGCGCAGAAGGACGACGAGUUGAGCCUGGCGCCCGGGGACGUGGUCCGGCAGGUGUGCAAGGGCCCGGCACGGGGAUGGCUGCGUGGAGACCUGGGGGGCCAUUGUGGCCUCUUCCCCGAGUGCCUGGUGCAGGAAAUCCCAGAGACUCUGCGCUGUUCCGGGGAGGUGCCGAGACCACGCUGUGCCCGCCGCCGAGGUCACCCCACCAAAUUUCCAGGCCCCCCAAGAUGGUGCAAAGUGAGUUUCAACUACAGCCCGGAGCAGGCGGACGAGCUGAAGCUGCAAACUGGGGAGAUUGUGGAAGUCAUAAAGGAGAUUGAGGACGGCUGGUGGCUGGGGAAGAAGAACGGGCAGCUGGGAGCCUUCCCAUCCAACUUUGUGGAGUUGCUGGACAGUGGGCCCCCAAGCCUUGUUAACCCAGACAUGACUUCAAUCAGCCUUGGCCCCCAACAGCCUCCCAAGUUGAGCAGCUUGACCUAUGACAGCCCUCCGGACUACCUGCGGACAGUCUCCCAUCCUGAGACUUACAGGGUCCUGUUUGACUACCAUCCCGAGGCCCCAGAUGAGUUGGCACUGCGGAGGGGGGACGAGGUGAAAGUACUGAGGAAGACCACAGAGGAUAAGGGCUGGUGGGAAGGAGAGUCUCAAGGCAGAAGAGGACUCUUCCCAGAUAACUUUGUGCUCCCACCACCCCCGAUUAAGAAGCUGGCCCCACGGAAAGUGGUAUCCCGGGAAUCAGCUCCUAUUAAGGAACCCAAAAAGGUGAUUCCUACAACAGCCAUCCCUCCAGUCAAGAAGCUAGCGACAAGCGCCGCUGGGCCCAGCAAAGCCAAGCCAUCUCGGACAUCCAGCAGAGACAGCCAGAAGCGCCCCUCCCCAACCUCCAGCUCCAGAAGCAGCUUCCUGAGUAAGUGUCCAAGCCUCCCUGGCAGAAAGCGAUCCAAAACCCAGGCUUCCCAGCAACGCUCUGCAGCCAGUCAGAAAGAAGAGCAGAUCAGCCUUGCAAAGGCUCCUCAUGUGAAUAAAACCCCAACACCAAAGAAGGCCCUCAGCCCAGAGAAGAUUCCAUCUCCGGAUAAGGUCCUCAGCCCAGAGAAGACCCUGUCUCUGGAUAAGGUCCCCACUCCAGAGGAAACCUUAACUCCAGAUAAGUUCCCUACCCUAGAGGAGACCCCAACUCUGGAGGAAAAGGCCCCCACUCCAGAGGAAACCUUAACUCUAGAUAAGUUCCCUACCCUAGAGGAGACCCCAACUCUGGAGGACAAGGCCCCCAACCCAGACAGGGUCUUUUCUGUGCAUGAGGCCCAGGUCCCAGAAGUCCCAUCGGAAGAUGAAGCCCCUGGUCCAAAGAUGGCCCCUCCUGGGGAUGAAGCCCCCACCCUAGGAAAGGUCUUGACCCCGAUGCAGGCGUCCUCUGAAGAGGCUUCCACUGGAGACAACUCUCAGUUCCAACACUUCUCUCUGGAGGAAGCCCUGCCAAAUGCCAGGUCUCUUGAGGCCAGUGAGGCUCAAUCCCCAGAGGAGAUCCACAUACCAGAGGAGCGCCCCCUCUCCGGAGUGAAGCAUCCCCUGGAUAAGGGGGACAGUUCCCCUCUCCAGUCGGAAUCCCAGUCCAAGCAAGGAUCCAUGGCAGCCCUUGAGAAGGCCCACAUCCGGGAAGAGGCUACCACCUUCCUGGAGGAGCCAUCAGCGAAGUAUGAGGCUGCCCCCCAAAAGGAGGGAACUCUCAAAGAAGAGAGGUCCCCUGAAGAGGUAACCCCGGCUGACAGACCCCACAAGCCAUCACGCCCCGUGACUCCCACCCUCCACACCUGGGUCCUGCAAAAUCUCACAGACAGUAAACGUGACAGAGACGACGUGAUGAGGCUAAAGGACGAGGUGGAGGCUUUAAGGAGGUCGCUGGAGCAGAUGGGGCUGCAGAUGGAAAAGCAGCUGACCGACAUCUGGGAGGAGCUGAAGAGCGAGAGGGAAAAGCGCCAGUUGCUGGAGGUGCAGAUGAAGCAGAGGACCCAGGAGUCCCGGACUCGAGGCUCCCUCCACGCGCAGACGCAGACGCAUUGAGGGUGGACCCGGGAGAGACUACAGCGGGACCUGGAGCGAAGUCUGGCUCCGGCCACCCACGUCCUUCCACAUGACUUUGGGAAACGCAAGAAAAUAAACUGCCCUGUGUGCGCGC
Molecule: messenger RNA, 3131 nt
Organism: Phacochoerus africanus (Common warthog)
Lineage: Eukaryota; Metazoa; Chordata; Mammalia; Artiodactyla; Suidae
Gene: MNMIP1
Product: SH3 domain containing 21
Molecular function (GO): protein binding
Source: RefSeq, a predicted model, not a curated record